Messenger RNA from Gongylonema pulchrum, 228 nucleotides. The record is from the annotation of a GenBank genome assembly. Lineage: Eukaryota; Metazoa; Nematoda; Chromadorea; Rhabditida; Gongylonematidae.
AUGCUGGCGAUAAGGCGACAGGAAAUGUUCUACAUUUGGGAGGGCAAAGACAGAUGGCAAUCUUGGCUCGUGCUGAAGGCAAUAGCAAUGGAGGUGCCGAACAGUUUAAAAACUACUUGGAAUACACAGCGAGAGGAAGAAGAGAAAGAACUUACAACGCACAAGCACAUCACACUGAGCAUGAACGAGCGUAUGAUGAUGGAUGAUGAAGAACUGCUGCUGCAUUAG